CCUGCUAGUCCUCUACGCCUAUCGCCAUCAUCGACAUGAAAUCCAUCUUCGCCGCUGUGUUCUUGUUCGUCGUCUCUGCGCUCGCGCAGGGUAUCAGUGUCGCUAUUCCCGCCGAGGGGGAUACCCUCAUGGCUGGUCAAUCGACCGAUGUCGAAUUGGACUUUCCUAACUCAUUGACUGGAGUCGAACACGUCUCGGUCGUGAUUUCCUAUGUCGCAUGCUCUGUCACGCCUUGUAGCAAUAAUGCGAGUAUUACGAUGGGGAGUACGUUGUACGCUGGUAACUACACGCCUAUAAUCGGGGGCGAUCCCGCGAAGCCGCCCAAUCAGAACAUCAGCGUCACCCUCCCUUCCGGAAUGGCAGGUGGACAGACUUUAUUGAACGUUGCGCAUUUUUACCUUCUUGGCGCUUCCGCGACACCGAUUCUGGAGUACGCCAACGUUACUGUGAACCUGGAUAACUCGACAUCCACGAGCAAUGCAGCCCGCUUCAUUCGUGGUCGUGAGGCUCCGAAGCUUGGUUGAUGCGUUAAACAUCAUUGUGAUGGAAUAAUGGCUGGUUGUGUGUUUGGAGAACAAAGGGAGUACUGUUAUUUUGACUGUGUGCGAUUAUUGUGGGAAAUGUGAUGGACUUACGAACUGUACCUUGAACCGUUAUCCUUUUUGUGAUUGUUGUAAUCUUGUCUCCAAUUUGUAUUCCCUAUAUCUUGCGUACUAUUGUGUCAAUUACCAUAGCCGCCAUUUGUGCUACUCG
Messenger RNA from Stereum hirsutum FP-91666 SS1, 753 nucleotides. RefSeq lists its product as uncharacterized. The coding region runs from base 36 to 524 and encodes 162 amino acids. Lineage: Eukaryota; Fungi; Basidiomycota; Agaricomycetes; Russulales; Stereaceae. The transcript has 6 exons. The record is from RefSeq and is a predicted model, not a curated record.